This is a messenger RNA of Hydractinia symbiolongicarpus, 6069 nucleotides long. RefSeq lists its product as uncharacterized. The coding region runs from base 285 to 5318 and encodes 1677 amino acids. The transcript is spliced from 22 exons. NCBI's taxonomy places the organism in Eukaryota, Metazoa, Cnidaria, Hydrozoa, Anthoathecata, Hydractiniidae. The record is from RefSeq and is a predicted model, not a curated record.
UAUUGCUUUUAAAAAUAAAAUUAGUCUUGACCAUUGGUAGAAGUUUUUAUACAAAGUUAUAACUGACUUGUGUGUCGUAAUGACGAUGAAACUUAUGGAAAUGUCUUGGAUAUUAUAGCUAGUCAUUCCAAUUUUAUACAUUUUUUGCAUGUCUGCAAAAAAGGUACAUGUACAAAUGACUGUUUACAAUAUUAUUGUAUUUUGUGGUAGUUAUUACUAAUUGGAUUUAAGAAUUUUUCUUUAGAAUAAUUUAAAUACAUAGUUCACUGAAUGAAUGUUGAAAAAUGGAGAACAUGUCAAAAGUAGAUGUGCCAUUAACUUGGCUUGAUUUUUUAUGGUCUCUUGAACAACUGCGUCACAAAAAACAAUAUACUGCAAGUCAAAACAGGGAUUGGUUCAAGCUAAACCCCCUUGAAUUAACUUUACUUGGCUGUGAGACAAUCACAAAAAAUCAAAAAAUCACCUCUAAGCUUAGCACAAUUGUUGUGUCAAUGGAAAACAUUACUCCGUACAUUUUAAGUAAACCAAGAAUCCUCCAAUGGCUGUUGAAAUUUUUCCUUGACAUUCUGUCUACACCGAAUGUCUCAAGCUUCUUAGCACAGAGAACACAGAAGCUGCUUGUUGAAAUGUAUUGGACAACUAAAAACUUUCGGUUUCAUUAUUGGGCGAAAACUAUUAUAGUUGAUAUUAUUGAACAUGAUCCUUUAAAGAAGAAGACAUUGCAAUCGUUUGGAGAUGGUGUUGUUUUGCUGAACCAUCUAGGGGGAGCUUUGCAAGUAGCAGAAAGGGAUGAAGAAGUUGAAAUGUUAUAUCAGUCCUUAAACAGCAUAAAUGCUUUCAAUUUAAAAGCUAUUAUUAAUGAGCAUUCCUUCAAAUUGGUGCAGAAACUAUGGGGAUCAUUUUAUUUGAAGGAACUAAUUCAAAUUGUAAAGGAAAUCUCCUCGAAUCCAACUGACUGUACAGGCAACUUUUUAUUGCUGAUAGAACUUAUAAUAAAUGCUUCUGAGAAAUCUGAAACAUCAUUUACCCGGUCAACAUCAACAAAUUCCUAUAAAGAAAUAUCACGUCUUGUUGAUGAAACCAAUCAGACAGAAAACGUCACAGUUGAUGCUAGCUCUUAUAAUAGGUUUUUUCAAGAUAUUCGUGCCUUUCUUGAAAAAUGUAAAUCGAUAUUCCAUGUUCGAACAGAUGUUCCAAAUGCGUUUUUUGUUUAUUUGAAUGCAGAACUGGCUUCAGCAUGUUCACUUAAACCAAGCACGUUGAGUGAUUUAAACUUAAAUGUAGUAAUGGACUUCUUUAUGGAUUAUUCCACCAAAGGUGUUAAAGGAAAAUUUUCUGAGAAGAUUAUGUGUGGAUUAUUGGAACUUAUUACAUCAAGUGUGGAGACUGAUAUUCCCAGAAUGGUUAUGCUUAAUAUUCACCUUCCAAAUCUCUUAUCAAUAGGUUUCGAUAACAUGACUGAAGAUAUUGCAUGCUUAUUGCUGCAGUAUGGUUCAUUAGCAUGUCGGUCGAAGUUUAAAACAGAACUGCUUUCAAAGAGCUUGGGGUUUAUAAAAUCUCUGUGCGAUAUAUUUCCGUCAAUACAAGAAAAACAAUAUGUGGAUUGUGCCAUCUCACAGCGUAUUGAAUCUUUAACUAUCGUAAAAAAUUUGCUGCUAGAAGUUGUUAAUAGUGUUACUCACUGUCAUACUCAAUCAGACAGCACCACAAAUUCAUUGUUACCAGUAAAAAACACUAAGCAAUUCGCCAAGGAUUCAAAUGAAGAUGAUUUUGGUGAAGAUGAACUUGUUGAAAAUCUCUUCAGACCUAAACUAAUGAAACUAUUACUGGAACUUGCUUGUUCGAUGAUAAAAACUGGCGAAAAUAUAAACUACACAUACGUCAGUGUUUUACCGAAGCUGUUGUACCGUACUGACUUCCCAUUGGUUCCUCAGGAUUUACCACUUGCUUAUUUCCCCUCUUGUGUGAAUAAAAUAUCAACCUUGCCUUGGAGGGUUAGCAAAGAAAGUUUAGCUGUGGAAGUACUUCAGCUAUGUAUUGAGUGUUUAGCAGGAAGCAUAUGCACACCAUUCCAAAUUUGUGGAGUUAUGAUUCCAAAGCUAGCAAAGAAUUUAGAUAUGACUGGGUUAAAUGAUACAGUAAAGAUGGAUAUACUUGGUGAGUUUAUUCAAAUCUGUUAUUCGAAGUUGUCGACAAAUCAGCACAUAGAAACUCUAAUCUCGCAUGGAAUCGACGUCAUGUCGCUACUGAUGCCGACGAAUAAUGAGGAAGUUGACGUUAAAGCAUUUAUUCAUAACAUGACGGCGUCAUUGGAAAAAUUUGGAAAUUCGUCAAGUAUGCUGUUGUUAAAAAGCUCGUGUGAAUUUAUGUUGACGAAUUUUAAGGACGAAACUGAAUUAGUAAAGACCUUGUUCACAUAUCUCAUCAAGAAGUAUAACAGAAACGACAUACGUAAUGUGUUUUUGUUGUCUAAAACUUGGUUUUCUCACGAUCAGUACGCACCGUGCAGAAAAGCUUUGUAUGACUACUCUGUUAGCAAAUUUAAAUCAAAACAGUUGCAAGUCAUGACGGAGAUACUUACUUCGAUAACAGCCUUUCAACAAACAGUGAUAAAGACGUUGAACUCCACGGACGAAACAGAGCAACUGAUAAUUGCAUACUCAACCACAGAACCUCUGAUAAAAGAGCUUAAUAGUUGUAUCCAAGACAACCGUUUUAAUAUUGAACGACAGGGAGAUAUAAAAAGCAAACUUAAUCGAUUAUUCCUCUACCAUGUUUUAUUCCAAGAUAAAAUUGAGGAGCUUUUUCACAAAACUGGUAGUAUUGGCUGUAUGGGUGAGAUUGAAAGCGAGAUUCCCCCAGAUAUUUUAGCGGAUAGUAUGCUUAUGACUAAACUACAGACAUGCGCAAAAAGAAUUGAGCAUAUGCAAGUACCACGGUAUCAAAGCUUAAAGUCGUUUGUUAUCAAUUUACUCAAGGGUUUCGUUGCAACACCUGGUAAUGUUGCACAAACAGGCGAAAUUAGUGAUAACGCGAGGCAGAAUAAAGAAACAAAAGGACUUGUACAUGAAACAGGAGAUGUUGCUGUUAAUAUUACUGACAAUCCGCCUCAAGAACGGAAGAGCAGUGGAGAAGAUCUUAAACUAAUACUCGCAGAACGGGUGGGUGUACUGGAACGUGACUUAGCCUCGUUACCAUGGAAUGUAUCAAAAAGGGAGAAGCUGUUAUCUUCUGGAUAUAGUUCUUUGCUUUGGUGCGAGAAGAUUUCAAUUAAAGUUGAAACAAAUGGUCAGUUGAAUUUGGAAGAGAACUUACGUCAAACCUUACUGUCCUGCUUCACAGAGUAUUGCGAAUUACUUCGUCAGUUAGGAAUACCAAAUGUUUUAGUGGAUGGAAUCCAGGUAAAGGUGGAGGACAUCUUCACGGAGGAGUAUCCUUUGACUGAAUUAAAAGGGAGGAGAGCCAUUGUCGUGAAGGUGAUUGAUAAAAAUGCAUCUGUCAACAAUCAGAUGCGAAUCCUGGAGCGAAAAUCAGCGCUGUUGGUUCAAGAAGAAAACAUUGAACAGAAAAUCGAGAAAACAUCUCGGCUUCCGUUAAAAUCGUGCUCAUACACAGCAGAAAUAAAUGUUUCUUUUUUUGAUUGUGUUGAUUGCUGUGGACCACAAAUAGUUGGGUGUUAUUCACCUGUGUCUGGUGAGCAUUGUGAAAGACCUUUGGAAAUAGGUAUUCGUGCAGACAGUGCUUUUGCCAGUAUAUACAAUGAAGAUGGAGUAGAAAUGGAAAACUGUGAAUUGUUUUUUACAGAUCAAGGAGUGUAUGUGUACAAAGCGUACAGUUCUGGUCAUCCCUAUGACACAGCUGAUGUAUGGCUGGCUCUCUUUAUCGAACUCUUAGAAACGAAAGAAUUUGUUCCCGCCAUCAUUUUACCCUAUCAUUUUCCUAAUCGUACCACAUGGGAGGCAUUUAGAAGAUGGGUGUCCCCCGAAAUAACUGGCACCGUGCUAACAUGCGAUUUCGAUUUUUCGUCCGAAUGGCGCAGUUACUACGAUUCGCGCCCUGAAUGUGUUGGCUAUGGCAAAGAUAUUAUUUUAACGAAAGGAUUUCGGAACACGGAAAGGCGAACGAGUUUCUCCUAUCAGAGGCAGCUUUCUUUAAAUACGAAUAAGGAUUUUGCGAGUAUGUUGUUCGACUUUGUGAUGGAAGCCAUUUUGGAAAGAAACGAUCUAAAAAUUUAUAGGUUUCUGGGCAAGCACAUCGCACUGUUUUUAAACGAUCUUGUCAACACAGGUACAUCACACCCUUAUCUGAUCAGCAACAAUUUUGAUUUCGACAGAUGGAAAAAAGGCCAAAAAUGCAAAGUGGAUAAAAGCAAGAAAGACAUUGUGGAGUCAUUAGUUAAUUUUAUUCUCGACAAUGUAUCGAUUUUUAUUUCUACGAUGGAUUUCAAUAUACUAUUCAAAACACGUUUAAAGCAAUUUCUUCAAUUGAGGUCCUUUUUAGAGAAGAACUUGAAAUCAAACAGUUUUUCUUAUACCAUGCGGAAACUAACUGAAACCACGAAAAUCAUAAUAAGUCACCUGCAAUUGGUUAAGAUUGGAGAUUUUGAAGAAGCUUUCCAGGAAGAACUCAUGCAUUGGAUAUUUGACAACGAGGACAGAGUGUGGCGUUACCGAGGAGGAAGAGACGGCCACGAAACUCUGACGCAAUACCUUGGUUUUCUUUCACAUAAACGACAAAACAGAAGAUGUUUUCCUGGUGUCGUUGUGUGUCUGCGUAAAGAAGCAGAAUUCAACAUUGAACUGAUACAGGUCAAAGACAUUGUUGGUUACGCAGUCGGCGAAUACGUGGAUAGAAUUGCUGACCUAGAUGAAAUUGAAAUACCUGCGAGAGUGAGUGACGAAAUGGGUGAAAAUGGCGCCAAAGAAAGUUGCUACGAGAUAGUAACUGCCUGGAUUGAUCCCAGGUUUCGUGGAUUACAGUUAAGUACGUCACUCUACAUGAGGAUAUUUCAAUCGGUGACGUCAGACAAUAUUUAUUUUGACAUGUUAAAUAACAGCGUAGAAAAAGUUAUUAAAACUUCUUACGGUUUCAAUCUUCUUCACAAGAUUGGAUUGUCCAAAUUUUUUAUUCUUGACCAAUCUUUGUCGUACAACGUUGCCACCGUUACUGCGACUGAACAAUUCGAAAAGUUUCUCGUCAAGCGAAAGCCUGUUGCUAUGUGUAUUUGGGCCGUGGAAUUUUUCAUGGGAAAUAAUUUAUUUAUUUUUGGAUUAUUUAUUGUCCUUCUUGCUGUCUGUUAUGGAUGGUGUUUGGCGUAAAGAAGUGAGUAAAGUUAAAUUACGCAAGGUAAAAACUUUGUUAAAAAUAUAUUCCGUCAUCGUUAAGCAUACAUAUUUUAAUCAUGAAAAACGUUUAUGUAAACAGCGCCUCUUCGUCCAUACUAUGAAGGAUGGUAUUUGUUCCUGCGCUCAAGACCUUGUUCUUUUUCUUAUAAUUCACAACUUAAUAAUACCUUUUUAUAUUACUUCACACUAUUUAUUUAAAAUCUUUUAUAUCUUUUAUUUAACAUUAAAUAAUAUAAAAUACAUUUAUUUUCCAUAAUUGUUUUUGUCAGACAGUAGCAUCAUGCUGCAGCUGUAUAAAUAUUUACCUAAAUUGUUAACUUUCUUCAGAGCAGAAUUUGUACUUGUGGUUCUUUCAUCACACCUAAGAAUUACCGCUUUCUUUUCUUUUCUCCUCUUGAAUAUAGUUUCAGAUUAACCAAUAACUUUCCUUUAACAUGUCGAGGACGACCAAUGAGUUCGUUCUUUUCAUGAUAAAACCCUAUAAAAUUUUUUUUCAAAGUAUUGCGAAUCAUUUUUUUUUUUUUUUUUGUCGUGAAGACUUCAUAUCAUACUGUUAUUUUGAUAAAAAAAGGAUAUUCUCACUAUCCUCAGUAAUAUUAUUUUUGUUUUACUUGCCAACAGCUAGUUUUUAAGUGACGAACUAAGUUUGUAGAUAUUUACAGCUUUAGUUAUUGUAUAUAUGAAUAAAUAAAUCUUAUUUUGAAUAUUUUAAUGAAUAUAAUAA